Molecule: messenger RNA, 3195 nt
Organism: Sphaeramia orbicularis (orbiculate cardinalfish)
Lineage: Eukaryota; Metazoa; Chordata; Actinopteri; Kurtiformes; Apogonidae
Gene: klhl21
Product: kelch-like family member 21
Exons: 5
Coding region: 193-2031 (612 amino acids)
Biological process (GO): protein ubiquitination
Molecular function (GO): protein binding
Source: RefSeq, a predicted model, not a curated record
CCUGUAUCAUGGCGCAGAGGAGGCCACGAACAUCAGCGACUUCAAAGUUUAAUUUCUGCCCGAUUCGUACGGUGUCAACGCCUUAUAAUUCAUAACACAUUCAACAUAUAUCGAAGACAAAUCCGUCGCCACUGAUGAAAGUUUCCUUCUGAGCACGACCAUCAGAAACAAAGAUAAUCAGAGAGAGGAGAGAUGGAAAAGCCAGCCUUGCAAACCCAACCCUCCACCCUGCCUUUCUUCGACACAGCUCAUGCUUUCAACCUGCUACGGGGAAUCCAUGAACUCCGUGCGGAACGAAAGUUUUUCGAUGUAACUUUAUGUGCUGAAGGACGAGAGUUCCACUGUCACCGCACAGUGUUGGCCGCUGCCAGUACAUACUUCCGGGCCAUGUUCGCUGGAACACUAAGAGAGAGUGCUAUGGACCGGGUAGUUCUGCAUGAGGUGUCUGCUGAGCUUUUGGGUCUCCUGGUAGACUUCUGCUACACAGGACGGGUAACUGUCACUCAGGAUAAUGUGGACCUCUUGCUGAAAACGGCUGAUUUGUUUCAGUUUCCCUCGGUCAAAGAGGCCUGUUGUGCUUUCCUUGAGCAGCGGCUGGAUGUUUCUAACUGCUUAGAGAUCCAGGACUUUGCAGAGGCUUAUGCCUGCAGGGAACUGGCAGCCAGUGCACGGCGCUUUGUCCUCAAGAACAUAAUGGAUCUGGCUAAAGGGACAGACUUCGAACGGUUGCCCUGGAAGCGCCUCCUUGAGUUUGUGUCAGAUGAUGAACUGUGUGUGGAUAAAGAGGAGACAGUUUAUCAAAUUGCAGUUCGCUGGGUGAAAGCAGAUCUUCAACGAAGACUGCACUACUGGCCUGAGCUCCUCCAGCAGGUCCGACUCCCAUUUGUCAGGAGGUUCUUCCUCUUGGCUCAUGUGGAAAGUGACCCACUUGUCUAUCUCUCACCCACCUGCCUCCGAAUGGUGAAUGAAGCUCGAAGCUUCCAGUCCUGCGAAUAUGACCGACACGACAGGCCCUGUCACCGCAUGCGGCCACGACCAUCCACUGGGUUGGCAGAAAUCCUCGUGGUGAUUGGAGGCUGCGACCAGGACUGUGAUGAACUGGUCACAGUGGACUGUUACAACCCACAGACUGGACAGUGGCGUUACCUGGCUGAAUUCCCUGACCACCUUGGAGGAGGCUAUAGCAUAGCUGCCCUUGGAAAUGAUAUGUAUGUCACAGGUGGCUCUGACGGCUCUCGCCUUUAUGAUGGUGUGUGGCGCUACAAGUCCAGUGUCAACGAGUGGACAGAGGUGUCACCAAUGCUGAAGGCGCGUGAAUACCACAGCUCCUGUGUGGUGAAAGGUCAGCUCUAUGUGGUGGCGUCAGACAGCACAGAGCGUUACGACCACGCCUUAGACUGCUGGGAGGCCUUGCCUGCGAUGAUGCACCCUAUGGACAACUGUUCUACCACCACAUGCAACGGACGCUUGUAUGCCAUAGGCUGUCUGGCUGGGGAAGACACUAUGGCCAUUCAGAGCUACGAUACAGACACCAACCGCUGGUCCAUCGUCAAUUGUGGACAGUUGCCCCCAUGGUCCUUCACACCAAAAACUGUUACUCUAAACGGACUCAUUUACUUUGUCAGGGAUGACUCAGCUGAGGUGGACGUUUAUAAUCCCCAAAAGAACGAGUGGGACAAAAUUAGUCAGAUGACCCAGGUCCACGUUGGAGGUAGUGUGGCAACUCUGGGUGGUAAAUUGUACGUGUCUGGUGGUUAUGACAACACAUUUGAGCUGUCAGAUGUAGUGGAAGCCUACGAUCCAGCCACACGUACUUGGAGUACUGCUGGACGUCUACCUCAGCCGACUUUCUGGCACGGCAGUGUCAGCAUAUUUCGUCAGUUCAUGCCAUUGGUGUCCAGUUCAUUUGAACCCACUGAAAUACCGGAGUCCAACGCCAUUCACCUGCAUCGGCACCAACGUCAGCAUGCGCUCAAUCUCAACAACAAUCUUAACCAAAACCAGAAUCAAGAUGUGAAUGCAGCACACUGAGUUUGGCCUUCAGUGUCCAUCCCACUUUACAGUCUGCUCUCAUUCGUUGCAUCAUCAGUCAUUUACUGUGAAUUUACCUCAUCACAGUGCUAAAGUUUUUACUGUCAGAAGAGAAAGCACUUUGUGACUGAGCAUGUUUUAAGCCAUCUGAGUGGCCUCUAAUCAACUGCCAACCUGUUAUAGUAAUCAUCACAAGUCGAGUAACUGGGUGAAUUACAGAAAGGUGAGGUACAGGUAUGUGGACAAGCAGAGGAACACUGUGGGUUAUUUUCUUUUUGGGUUUGAGUGAGCAGCCCAGAGCAAAAGCCAAAUAUUUAGAAGCAAUCAUAUGUUUACAUUCCAAAGACAACAGCAGUCACAGCUGAUAUUAAGCACUAACCAGUGAUCUAAUUGGAUUUAUCUAGAGCAGACAUUUAGCAGGUGGGCGGAGUCAUCCAAAUCUUAUAUCAGGAUGGUUGCAUGUGAUAUGUAUGUACUUGUACUCCAUAGGUAGUGAUUGUUUGGCUGCACAGCAUCUGUGUGUCCCACUCCUAACGGGGUCAGAUCAGCCUCUAUAACCACCACUCUAACAUGCAUGACAAUAUUUUUAAUAGUUUUCUAAUGGAUGUUUUACUGUUUUUUAUGUUUAUUUAUGGAUAUAUAUGUGCUGUGUGUUGCCUAAGGUGUUCCUGUUUUCCAUUUGCAAAAAGACCAGUAAAUUAUGGUGGAUGCAGUUCAUGGGUCUGCAUUUACAACUGGAAGUGCAAAGAAUCUCAGUUUGCUAUAAUGUAAACUUAUUUUUGCUUUAAUGGAAAUCGUAUUUUUGAGUGAUUCUAUGGUAAUGUUAAUGCAGCAUUACACCCCUAGUUUUCAUACAAGUUUGAGAUGUUAAAUCUAUUUUGUAAAUACAAUAUACACUUAGCUAUAUACGUAUGUGCUGUGUUUGUAUGGUGGCAAUGUUUACAAUGCGGUUACCAUAAAUCAAACUGCAGGCAGGUCUGCAAGUUUAUGCUGCUGAGUCACAUUUGAGUAGCUGUUAGCAGGUUACUAAUGUUGAUACUUUUGUUUAUAAUGGUGAUCAGUAGUUAAAAAAUAAUACGUGCAGUGAGGCUUUUUAUAAAUAGUGAAGAUGAAGCUGAUGCAUUCACUCAUAAAGCUGUGUAUUUUAUUAAACCAUAAACCUGU